UGUUGCUCAAUGACGGACGCAGAGGAGUUUCCCUACAAGUUCAAUCCCGAGGAGAAAGUCCUGUGUUUCCACGGGCCCUUGCUCUACGAAGCCAAGUGCCUGGAGGCGAAACUACGCGACAAGGACGGCUCGCCAGCGCCGCACUACCUCGUCCAUUACAAUGGCUGGAACAAAAAGUGGGACGACUGGGUUGACGAAACGCGCAUCCUCAAGUGGAACGAUGAAAACUUGGCCCGACAGCGCACGCUGGCAGCCAGCCAGGAGAGCAAGAAGAAGCUCGAGCAGCCCGCGGUCAAGCCGGUCGAGAAGAAAAUCCGAAAGGAGGAUGGAACCGCCGCCGCGAGCGUGUCCACCUCCAGCCGAGCUGCUCGACGAAAACCGCGUACUGACGACACACUCGAGGCAGAGUCCGAGGCUGCUACACGUAUUGAAAUCCGAAUCACUAUUCCAGAAAACCUUAAACGCUUGCUGGUGGAUGACUGGGACUAUGUGACACGACAAAAGAAGCUGGUGACUCUUCCACGGACACCCACUGUUGAGCAGAUUCUUCAAAAGUUUAAGGCCACCCAGUUAGAGCAGCACGACAACACUUCGGCCGACGUGCUGGACGAAGUCAUCGAUGGCCUCACGCUGUACUUUGAUCGCGCAUUGAGCAAAUUGCUGCUCUAUCGGUUUGAACGACCCCAGUACGCGGACUAUUCCGUCGACCAUCCUGUAUUCCGAGCUUCGCAAGUAUAUGGUUGUGAGCAUCUUCUUCGGCUCUUUGUCAAGCUACCGGCUCUUCUUGCACACACCACCAUCUCGGAAGACUCUGCGGGGUUGCUGGUCGCCCACCUUGAUAGCUUUUUGCGCUUUUUCGAUCGCAAUUUUACUGGCAACUACGAGAACGCCACGCCCGACUACUGUCGCCGAGCCUCUCCCUAGAUCGGAGGAGAGUUUAGUUUUUGUGAUUUGCAGCCAGUGUACUAUAUGCGUGGGAUGCUCCUGCCUUGUGCGUGUGUCGCGUCAAAAAACACAUCCAAAUUCACAGUUGAUCGGCAAACUCAG
Molecule: messenger RNA, 1047 nt
Organism: Capsaspora owczarzaki ATCC 30864
Lineage: Eukaryota; Filasterea; Ministeriida; Capsasporidae
Exons: 8
Coding region: 10-924 (304 amino acids)
Biological process (GO): chromatin organization; regulation of DNA-templated transcription
Cellular component (GO): nucleus; histone acetyltransferase complex
Source: RefSeq, a predicted model, not a curated record